Messenger RNA from Populus euphratica (Euphrates poplar), 3168 nucleotides. RefSeq lists its product as uncharacterized. The record is from RefSeq and is a predicted model, not a curated record. The transcript has 12 exons. Gene Ontology annotation, molecular function: nucleic acid binding. Gene Ontology annotation, biological process: DNA integration. Lineage: Eukaryota; Viridiplantae; Streptophyta; Magnoliopsida; Malpighiales; Salicaceae. The coding region runs from base 1 to 3168 and encodes 1055 amino acids.
AUGUCACCAAGGACUGCUGAGCACAUGACAUGGCACCAAGCACACCAUGUGGUUGAUGGAGUGACAGUUCAUCCUUCUUACGGCGAAGCGUGGAAAUGUUUUAACAGUGUUCAUCCUCACUUUUCAGCUGAAUCAAGAAAUGUGCGUCUUGGGUUGUGUACAGACAGAUUCAACCCAUUUGGGUCAUUUGCUGUUCCUUAUUCUCGUUGGCCGGUCAUACUCACAGUUUAUAACUUACCACCGGGAAUGUGUAUGAGGCCGGAGUUCAUGUUUUUAUCUACUGUCAUACCCAAUCCAAGCAGCCCGGGGUGGAAUAUAGAUGUUUGUCUUCGACCGUUGAUUGAUGAGUUGGUGCAGUUGUGGUCCUCCGAAGCUCUGACUUAUGAUAUAUUGAGGAAACAAAAUUUCCUUAUAAAGGCGGCUUUGAUGUGGACUAUAAAUGAUUUUCCAGCUUAUGGAAUGCUUUCUGGUUGGAGCACGCAUGAGAAACUCGCAUGUCCAUACUACAUGGAAAACAACAAGGCAUUCACGCUAGCAAAUGGAGAGUACGGUGACAUUGUGUUUGGCCUUCAAUCAGGUAAGCAAAAGUUUCGUGGUUUUGGAUUGACCCAUAAUUGGCUUAGAGAGUAUCUUCACCCGGCUAGACAAAAUUUUAAAAAGCUAGUGUCAACCAUGUGUAAUGGUGAGUUUUAUGACAAAGAACCAAGUGAGGCCUUUGAUUUUUUUGAUCAAUUGGCUGAAAACACAAAGCAAUGGGAGACUUCUCUCCCAGUUCAUGUUGAGUCUAGAAACACCAUUUCUCAUUCAAGUGGGAAGUUUCAAUUGAAAGAGACUGAUGACCUCAAUGCUAGAUUAGCCUCAUUGGCUAGGAAAGAAGUGUUAUAUGGCCAAACUUCUGAUUCAAGUAAUGUUAGAAAGCCAUUUCCAAACCAAGUAGGCAAUCCCUACUCUGAGACCUACAAUCCUGGAUGGAGGAACCACCCAAAUUUUGGAUGGAGAAAUGAGGGCUCUUCAAUACCUCAAACAUUUCAACCUCCACCCCAACCAUUUCAUGCUCCCACACAUAACACAUACCAACCACCUCAUAAGAGAUCCUUAGAGGAUACUCUUCAACAAUUCAUGCAAACACAAGGAGGAAUCAACAACCAAGUUUACAAAUUCCAAGACCAGACCAAUAGGACCUUAGAUGACAUUCGAAGUCAACUAACUAAGUUGACUCAAUCACUAAGCAUUCAAGAGAAGGGAAAAAUCCCAGCUCAACCAAUGCCCAAUCCUAGAGGUCAGGUACACAUGAGUGAAUCCUCACCUAGUGAACCUUCAAACCAUGAACAAGUCCAAGCCAUCACUACCCUUAGAAGUGGAAAGAUUGUUGACAAAGGUGUAGGUUUUAGGAUUCCUAAAGGUAUUGUAGAGGAGAAAUCUAGGGAAAGUGAAGAGGGAAUCAAAACACAAGUGACAAAUGAGAAUUUGAAAUUUGUUCCUAGAGCACCAUUUCCACAAAGGUUAGGAAAACCUAAACAAGAUCUUAUGAACUCGGAAAUCUAUGAAUUGUUCAAACAAGUGAAAGUUAAUAUUCCACUCCUUGAUGCAAUUAAACAAGUUCCAUCUUAUGCAAAGUUUCUUAAGGAUUUAUGCACAGUCAAAAGGAGAUUGAAUGUGAAAGAAAGAGCCUUUCUAACUGAACAUGCUAGUGCCAUCAUCCAGUUUAAGACCCCUCCCAAAUACAAAGAUCCUGGUUGUCCUACCAUUUCAUGCAUUAUUGGAAGUCAUAAGAUAGAUCAAGCUUUGUUGGAUUUAGGAGCAAGUGUGAAUUUAAUACCCUACACUGUUUACGAACAAUUAGUCAUCUUAGGGAGACCUUUCCUAGCUACAUCCAAUGCCUUAAUUAACUGUAGGAAUGGGGUGAUGAAGUUGUCUUUUGGGAAUAUGACUGUGGAGAUGAACAUAUUCAAUGUCUCCAAACAAAUCGGGGAACAUGAGGACAUUAGAGAGGUAGAUUUCAUCCAAACAGUUUGUCAAGAACACUUUGAGAGAGUGUGGAUCAAGGAUCCAUUGGAGAGAACUUUAAUUCAUGAUGAAAGAUUUUGUCAAUGGACCCCAUCAUUUGAGCCUUUGAUUUCACCCCAAGCGAAAGUUGAGGAACCUCUUGUCCAACCUGAUAAACUAGAAAGGAAGCCUUUACCGAGUGAUCUUAAGUAUGCAUUUCUAGGGGAAGAUGAAUCAUAUCCUAUUGUGAUCUCAUCAAAACUUAGCAUAGAGCAAGAAGAUGGAUACUCAGGUUACAACCAAAUUGAGAUUUCUUUAGAAGACCAAGAAAAAACCACUUUCACUUGUCCUUUUGGUACCUAUGCUUAUAGAAGAAUGCCUUUUGGUUUGUGUAAUGCACCAGCCACUUUUCAAAGGUGUAUGAUGAGUAUCUUUAGUGACAUGGUGGAAAAUUUUUUGGAAGUUUUCAUGGAUGAUUUUUCAGUUUAUGGGGAUUCUUAUGAGUUGUGUCUAAUGAAUCUAGAAAAAGUUCUUGAAAGUGAUCAUGCAGCAUUGAAAUAUUUGCUCACAAAACAAGAUGCCAAACCACGAUUAGCCUGUGGUGGGCAUUUCUCUUCCAAGAAAACCAUUGCCAAAAUCUUGCAGUGUGGUUUUUAUUGGCCUACCAUGUUUAAAGAUGUUCAUGCCUUCUGUGUUGCAUGUGACCGAUGCCAACGACUAGGUAGCCUCACUAGGCGUAACAUGAUGCCCCUUAACCCCAUCCUUGUUUUGGAAAUAUUUGAUUGUUGGGGGAUUGAUUUCAUGGGACCUUUUCCAAGUUCAUUUGGUUACCAAUUCAUCCUUGUUGCUGUUGAUUAUGUGUCUAAAUGGGUGGAGGCCAUUGCAUCUCGAACCAAUGACCAUCGAGUUGUGGUCAAAUUCUUGAAAGAAAAUAUUUUCUCUCGUUUUGGCAUGCCCCGGGCUAUGAUUAGUGAUGGGGGAAAACAUUUUUGUAACAAGCCCGUUGGGAUUUUAAUGAGAAAAUAUGGUGUAAUUCACAAGGUCAGUACCCCCUAUCACCCACAGACUAGUGGCCAAGCUGAGUUGGCAAAUAGGGAGAUCAAGAACAUUUUAGAGAAAACAGUCAAUCCAAACCGUAAAGAUUGGUCCCUACGACUAGUUGAUAAGGAUCCUUAUUCUUGA